Messenger RNA from Spodoptera littoralis (African cotton leafworm), 1662 nucleotides. NCBI's taxonomy places the organism in Eukaryota, Metazoa, Arthropoda, Insecta, Lepidoptera, Noctuidae. The record is from the annotation of a GenBank genome assembly.
AUGGAAACAUUAACUCGGAUCUCCUCAACUUUCGAAAACGUUAGAUCGAAUAUAAAGUGUAAGAACUCAUCUGAGCGUCUCCAAAAUUUGAAGAAAGAUAUCCAAACCCUUACCAAUGAAUUGGUGGUCCUAGGUAAGGAGAAUCAUGACCAAUAUAUAAGGUCUUUGGCCAUGGAAGGCUACCUUGCCCUCCUCUCUGCUAAAACGAUGCCUUUAUCCCUUAUCGAGAAAAAAAACAUGCUCCAAACGUCCUUUGAAAAAUUGAAACAGUUCGCACUCAGAGAAGAAUGUCUGUUCAUAAUGUUGAGAAUACAGAAUCUUCUAUGCUAUUAUAUGAUACAGUUAGACCAGGUGGCCAAUGCUCGCGAAAUCCUUGAGAGUAUGGAGGAUCUCUACGACCAGAUCAGUAAAGCUCAGCCAGAUAAGUUUCUUGAUGCUGAAGACCUAUUUACAGUUGAGUUAGUAAGUAACAUCAAACGUGUGAAUCCGGAGAAAAUAGACAAAGUCAUCACUAAUAACGUCCAAAUGCAAGCAUUUCUGUACAAUAAAAUGAACCUGCCGCAGAAAUACACCCUGUAUAACCACACGGCUCUUCGUAGGCAAUUAGAAAUGAAGGAAGGCACUCCACAAGACUGGGCCUUGCGGACGGCGCGGCUGGGAAAUUAUUUCACCUAUCUGAACCAAAUUGGCAAUGCCCGCCAUCAUCUCUGCGCUGCUUACCACGUAUUGAGGACAUGUCACGAUAACUGUAAACUUAUGCCUGAAGAAUUCGUGUUGCAGAAAGCAGAUUUUGAAAUUCACUUCUUGGAAUUGAGCCAUCACUGGGUCAAAUACGGACUGACACUCUUCAAAAUGUCCAAAAAGAAAAUUUUAAACAAAUAUUUUACUCAACCUUCAACGGGAGCAGAUCUCUGGAAAACGGUGGACUUGCUAGAAGAUGGGCUGGACAACUCAGAGAAGCUCGAUGAGGAAAAUGUUAAAGAUCUGGGUGCUGAAAAGUCUGGAAAGGGUGAUUGCACUCCUGAGAAACUGUUCACCUUCCCGUCUCUGGAUUUGAAAGAGAUAGAAGGUAAAGUUCCACUAGAAAGCGUUUGCAGCGUUGAAGAUGCGAGAAAGUUAUUUGCCUUCACUUAUAAGUGGUUGAUGAGAGCUAAGCAUUACUACGACUUUGAGCAUCAUUCAGCUCAGUACAUAUCCUGCUCCUUGCAACUGGCAGAACUGUACGAGCACUUGGCUUUCUUCGAACGUAAUAUUGACAACCAGUACAGUAUUCAGAAGAGACGUGCAAAUGUUCUGGAGACGCUUAAUUCUUUGUUGAAAACUUGUGACAACGUUAUGUCGGUCCAGAUUGACGUGAUCAGGGAGCUGUCCCAGGUGCAGCUGGAGCUGAUGGCGCUCAACUUGCAGAAGUUGUGGCGCGAAGAGUCUCAUACCAAUAUAUUUAAUAUGGACACUGAUGCGGAUUCUAUUAUUAACUCUCUGGAUUCUGAAUCCAACAAGACUCUGACGGAGAAAACUUUGAACACGUCUAGUAAGAACAUGUUUUUAAGGAAAAUGGAAGCUGCCACUUCGAUCAACGGGAAGCUGUUCCGACUGAGCGGGCAGCUGGUGGCACGCACUCCGUCGCAGCUCAGCUUCAGUACAGGAAUACUAAAAAACUAA